GCGUUGGCUUACUGGAUGUGUAUGAAUGAGUUCUGCACCGAAUGGGCGCAAGAAGCGCCCCAGGUCCACGGGCUCCAUCUUCCAGAUCAGCAAAACGCCGCUGCACGGCAGGGACUGUGAUCGCAGAGGCAGCGCCUCGGACGGCGCCCCGAAGAGCCAGAGACUGGCCCUGGACGAGUGCAAGAUGCUUGUCCAGGAUUUCAACACCCAGGUGGCCCUGUAUCGCGAGUUGGUCAUUUCCAUUGGAGAUGUCUCGGUCAGCUGUCUAUCCUUACGUGCUGAAAUGCAAAAAACCCGAACCAAAGGAUGUGAGAUCGCUUAUCAGGCACACCAAAAGCUCUCAGCAAUCUCUGGCCCAGAAGAUGGUGAGAUUCAUCCUGAAAUCUGUAGACUAUUCAUCCAGUUGCAGUGUUGCUUAGAAAUGUAUACGACAGAGAUGCUAAAAUCCAUAUGCCUACUAGGAUCACUUCAGCUUCAUCGGAAAGGGAUAGAGACUUGUGCAGCACCCAAAAUUAUAGACAGUAAAAUAGAGGAAAGUUCAGAAGUUCCUAUUUUAGAAGACACAUCAUCUUCACCAAUAGAUAUCCAACAACAUUUAUGGCAGGUUUCCACGGACAUUGAAAACACAGAGAGGGACAUGAGAGAAAUGAAAAACCUUUUAAGCAAACUCAGGGAGACUAUGCCUUUGCCACUGAAAAAUCAAGAUGAUAGCAGCCUCCUCAACUUGACUCCAACUCCUUAUCCACUAGUGCGGAGACGGAAGCGACGAUUCUUUGGACUGUGCUGUCUUGUCUCAAGCUAGAUGACCCAGGACUGAAGUACACACAAAUGACCACAGCCAAUACAAUUUGACCUUUAUCGGGAUAAACCUAAAUGCUCUAAGUGAUAACAUAUGUUUUCUACACACCCUAAUUAUACUUCUUCCCUCCUUUUCAAGAGUUUUACAAUUUGUUGCUAACAAGAACCAAAUCUGGAAUCUAAUUUAACAUUAUUAAAAAUAUUUUUAACCUUUUUUUAAUGGCAUACAGCAUGUCUGUGUUAAACCAUUCUGUGAUCAGAUGCAAAUAUGAAAUAAAACAUGCAGAGUUUUUUUUAAUUUUGUGUACAAACCACAACCAAUUGUGUACAGUACAAUAGUAUGACUGUAGCUCUUGCUAGUAUGAUGUUAAAACUAUUUGAACAUAAUCUAUUAAGCAAUCUUAAUCCAUAGAAAACUAUUUAGAACAGCAAAUCUGUGCUUAAGUUCUAAAAUGCUAAAAAAAUAAACCAAGCCAAUAUUGUAAGAGAAUAUGCACAAACUCUCCUAUUGCUUUUUGUGCUCUCGUUCAUAUUUAGUCUUCCACUCUAUAUCUCAACUUAUACAAAUCUUCAUAAAUACAAUAUCUUUAUUUCUAAUACACAAGCAACAUAACAUCAAUAUGUUGUUCCUGUAAAUAUAAUAGUUAUAUCUACAUAUUGUACAAUGCCUAGAAAUAGCUAAUUUACUUUUUAACACCCUCCCCCCAAAUGUAUCUAUUUCAAUUUGGGAAGAAAGGAUUUCAAGUUUUAAAAAUGGUGUAGGAAACUAUAAAAUCCACAGAUGUACAAUGGAUUAUCCCACUUGUUUCCAUUAAAGGUUGGAGCAUGGUGUCUGAACAUCAACUUAGUGUUAUCGCUUUUAGGGCAUGCCAGAAGUAGCUCUAACUGUAGAAUAUUAAACAUUUUACAUUGUUAAUAAAUAUUUUUUAGUUAAACAACAUGUCUCUGUAGUAAUAACUGUAUUGCUAAAUAUGAUAUAUGGUUUCCUCAAAACCCCGUUUGUACAGCUACUCUAUCAUAGAACCACUACAUGAACAUUCUUGGCCCAGGUUCUGUUUUGCUUCCCUGCCAUCAGUGCAAACCACUGAAAGGAUGAAAGGGAAGUUUCAAGUAAAGAAGUACCAUAGAACCCCUUAUCUGUGGAAGCAGUAUGUGCUGA
Molecule: messenger RNA, 1957 nt
Organism: Pogona vitticeps (central bearded dragon)
Lineage: Eukaryota; Metazoa; Chordata; Lepidosauria; Squamata; Agamidae
Gene: RGS7BP
Product: regulator of G protein signaling 7 binding protein
Source: RefSeq, a predicted model, not a curated record